Messenger RNA from Durusdinium trenchii, 570 nucleotides. The record is from the annotation of a GenBank genome assembly. Lineage: Eukaryota; Dinophyceae; Suessiales; Symbiodiniaceae.
AUGAUGUCCACCGUUGGGCGCCAUAUAUUAGCUGCUCAGCCGCUCCGCAGGGGGUCCGUAGUCAUGACCCGGCCAGUUCCACAGUUGAAAACACUGAGGAAGCUGAGCAAAUAUCAAAACACCAUUGGCGUGGUGGACAAGUGUAGCCUUGAACAACUCUCCGCAUUCUGGGACUCGGCAGAUGAGUCCAAGCAUGCCCGAGAGCGGGGGCUGAAUGCACAUCUGGCGUUCCUGGAGAAGUUUUACAUGAAGGCGGCGCAGCGCUUGGGGAACGCGGGGAAGUUCACGAAGAAGGGCAUCAGCAUCGGUGAGUGCAAGUUGUUCACCGUCCUCCACUGCCUGGUUGCUCCAUUCAAGUAUAGGAGCGAUCGGACGCUACGAACGGAGCAAAGGGCAUCGCUACGAACGGAGCGAUCGGACGCUACGGUGAUGAUCAAGCCGACGGUGCUGGAGCACUUUCAAGGUCUCAGUACUUUUUACAAUCGCUUCAAGUCCCUGGAGAAGACCCAGGACAUUCUGCAGAACGGCGGGCGCUUCCCUGGGCCGUUCAAGCAGUACUUCAUCGCUUAG